GGAGCUAAUUCAGUGCAUGGUAGGCUUCAAAUGACCUUGUUACCUGGCUUAAAUUGUACUAAUUACUGCUUCAUGAGCCUUUAGAAGAACCUCGCCUUGGUCGGCGCUACAUUCACAUCAAUCAGAAUCGUCCUGGCAAGAUUCGAGCAGUAGCUAUUAUAACGAGAUCAUAGUAUGAUUCCUUCGUUUUGAAUACGAGAAUAGGAGUAAUUAGUUGUGGAUAGUGGAGACGAGGAUUUUCGUUCUCUGCAUUUUAUCUAAUUCAACUUUUUCUUUGGACUUUGAACUUUGUUUCGAGUUGAUUUUUUGUUCGGAAGCAUCGGCAUUGGUGUUCACUGGAUUUGCGGUUGUUUGAUAAGUAAUGUGGAAACUCAAUAUCGCUGAAGGAGGGAGUUCAUGGCUUCGGACGGUAAAUAAUCACGUUGGGAGGCAAUUUUGGGAGUUCGAUUCCAAUCUUGGAACGGCGGAAGAUCUUAUGGAGGUGGAGAAGGCUCGUGAGCAUUUCAGGGAGCAUCGGUUCGAGAAGAAACACAGUUCAGAUCUGCUUAUGCGACUUCAGUUUGCGAAGGAGAACCCCUGCAGGAUAGACUUACCCCAGGUCAAAAUAAAAGAUACAGCAGAUGUUACAGAGGAGGCAGUAACAACCACCUUGAGAAGGGCUAUCAAUUACUAUUCAACUAUCCAGGCACAUGAUGGGCAUUGGUCAGGGGAUUAUGGUGGUCCUAUGUUUCUAGUUCCUGGCUUGGUUAUUACAUUAUCUAUCACAGGAGCACUAAAUGCUGUCGCAUCAAAAGAACAUCAGCGGGAGAUUCGCCGAUAUCUUUACAAUCAUCAGAAUGAAGAUGGGGGUUGGGGCUUACAUAUUGAGGGCCCAAGCACCAUGUUUGGUACGGUUUUGAACUAUGUUACGUUGAGGUUGCUUGGUGAAGGAGCUGAUGAUGGACAAGGGGCAAUGGAGAAAGGACGUAAAUGGAUUCUGGACCAUGGUGGUGCAACUUCAAUAACAUCCUGGGGGAAAAUGUGGCUUUCAGUACUUGGAGUAUUUGAAUGGUCCGGCAACAAUCCGCUGCCUCCAGAGAUAUGGCUAUUACCUUAUCUUAUUCCUUUCCAUCCAGGAAGGAUGUGGUGCCACUGCAGAAUGGUUUAUUUACCUAUGUCAUACUUAUAUGGGAAGAGAUUUGUUGGUCCGAUCACACCAACAGUUUUAUCUUUGAGAAAAGAGCUUUAUCCAGUGCCCUAUGACGAAAUAGAUUGGAAUAAAGCACGCAAUCUUUGUGCAAAGGAAGAUCUAUACUACCCACAUCCACUUGUACAGGAUAUCCUUUGGGCAGCUCUUCAUAAGGUUGUUGAGCCAAUACUAAUGUGUUGUCCAGGAAAAAGGUUGAGAGAGAAAGCUUUGCUUACUGCAAUUCAGCACAUACAUUAUGAAGAUGAGAAUACUCGAUACAUAUGCAUAGGUCCAGUAAACAAGGUUUUAAAUAUGCUUUGCUGCUGGGUGGAAGAUCCAAACUCAGAGGCAUUCAAGUUGCAUCUCCCAAGAAUCUUUGAUUAUUUGUGGCUUGCUGAAGAUGGCAUGAAAAUGCAGGGAUAUAAUGGAAGUCAGUUAUGGGACACUGCUUUUGCUGUUCAAGCAAUUAUUGCAACUGACCUGGUUAAAGAAUAUGGUUCAACUCUUAGAAAAGCACACGAGUACAUAAAAAACACACAGGUUUUAGAAGACUGCCCAGGAAAUCUAAAUUUCUGGUAUCGGCAUAUUUCUAAAGGUGCAUGGCCUUUUUCAACUGCAGAUCAUGGUUGGCCUAUCUCAGACUGCACAGCCGAAGGAUUGAAGGCUUCUCUGCUAUUAUCAAAGAUUCCAUCAGAAAUUGUUGGCAAGCCGUUAGAGGCAAAGCUCUUAUAUGAUGCUGCAGAUGUGAUUAUUUCCCUGCAGAACAAGGAUGGUGGUUUUGCAACAUAUGAAUUGACAAGAUCAUACCGGUGGUUGGAGCUAAUCAACCCUGCUGAAACUUUCGGGGACAUUGUUAUAGAUUAUCCUUAUGUGGAAUGUACCUCAGCAGCAAUUCAAGCACUGGCAUCAUUUAAGAACUUAUAUCCAGGAUAUCGGAGAGAAGACAUUGAAACUUGUAUUGCAAAAGCUGUGGGGUUCAUUGAAAAAAUACAAAGACCAGAUGGUUCAUGGUAUGGCUCUUGGGCUGUUUGCUUCACCUAUGGGACAUGGUUCGGGAUAAAGGGGUUGAUAGCUGCUGGAAAAACCUUUGAGAAUUGCUCUAGCAUUCGGAAGGCUUGUGAUUUCCUGUUGUCCAAACAGCUUCCAUCGGGUGGUUGGGGGGAGAGUUAUCUUUCAUGUGUAAAGAAGGUGUAUUCAAAUCUUGAGGGAAACAGGUCGCACAUUGUAAAUACUGGAUGGGUUAUGUUGGCUCUCAUUGACGCUGGACAGGCUGAGAGAGACCCCACACCAUUACACUGUGCAGCAGGAUUAUUAAUAAAUUCACAGCUGGAAAAUGGUGAUUUUCCCCAGCAGGAGAUCAUGGGUGUUUUCAACAAUAACUGCAUGAUCAGCUACUCCGCGUACCGAAAUAUUUUCCCGAUUUGGGCCCUUGGGGAAUAUCGUUGUCGGGUACUGCAGUCCUCAUGAAAAAUGUCCGAUAUUAUUCUUCAAUGCCCUUAGAAUGUUUGCAUUUAUCAGUGCAGUCUAUGAAAACUUCUAGACCAUUUUCUUUAGAACAAGAACUUGUGUGUACAACCUGUAGAUGGUCAAAUAAUUAUUAUGUUUAUUAUGUAAUUGUUAAUUUGGUAA
Macadamia integrifolia is the source of this 2797-nucleotide messenger RNA. RefSeq names its product cycloartenol synthase. Gene Ontology annotation, molecular function: intramolecular transferase activity. Gene Ontology annotation, cellular component: lipid droplet. NCBI's taxonomy places the organism in Eukaryota, Viridiplantae, Streptophyta, Magnoliopsida, Proteales, Proteaceae. The record is from RefSeq and is a predicted model, not a curated record. Gene Ontology annotation, biological process: triterpenoid biosynthetic process. The transcript has 18 exons. The coding region runs from base 362 to 2635 and encodes 757 amino acids.